Acytostelium subglobosum LB1 is the source of this 1128-nucleotide messenger RNA. RefSeq lists its product as hypothetical. The coding region runs from base 1 to 1128 and encodes 375 amino acids. NCBI's taxonomy places the organism in Eukaryota, Evosea, Eumycetozoa, Acytosteliales, Acytosteliaceae. Gene Ontology annotation, biological process: regulation of exit from mitosis; maintenance of rDNA. The record is from RefSeq and is a predicted model, not a curated record. The transcript has 8 exons.
AUGAACUUUAGAAGAGCCUCGACACCGGUUGGACCAAAGAAGCCGUUGUACGAGUUUGUUGAUGCUCCUCCAACACCAAUCAAUGUGUUCACGACUAAGAAACAACAGACACCAACAUCGGCCACUUCAUCAUCGUCAAUGUCAUCGACAAUGGGAUGGUCAGCUGGCAACAGUAGUACAAACAGUCUCAAUAGCAGCUCAUUGCCAAAGACUCCGAUCACAUCGGCCACGCCACUCAGGAUACCAAAGUCGGUCACAAUGUCGGCGAUCAAGCCUCGUGUUCAUACAUACCCGAGCUCACCUGCGCCUGGCAGUGAUGAUGGCGGACUGUCAGCAAGUAGUUCUGGUGGCGGCGACAACAUAAACAACCUGUCAACAUCAAGUUCAUUCUAUUUUGGCAUGGAUGAUGAUGACACCUCAUUCAUGGGCUCGCCCGAGUCGGUGUUCAUGGCGGACUCGGCACGAUCCACACCGGCAAAGCUGCGUACCAAGACCACUACCCAACGAAUCAAAGACAUGCUAUCCUAUCCCAUUGACAAGUGGGAUGAGCUCCACGAGGACUUACUCGUGCUCAACAACCAUCCACUAUACACUCUCGCCGUCUAUGCCCUCUGUGCCUUUUUGAAUAUACUCUUGUUUGGCUAUGCCAUUGACCUGUUUGGCAAUUUUAUUGGACUCCUUAUCUUGCUCAUCAGUGCAGGCAACACUCUCUAUUAUGUAAAUAGCACAAAGAAGGUACAUCUGUAUCGAUACCAAGGUACCAAGUUCGCCAGUCCCAACAUGUGUCUGGAAUCCAUUGAGACUCCAACAGGAUCCAUUGACAAUGUCAUGGUACUUAAGAUAUGGGAUCCAAAGUUCACAAGUAAGAUGGUGUUCACCUUCUUCUCACCACUCCAUGUAUUCCUUAUGAUGAUGGCAGGAUCAGACCUGGACAGAUUCGUAAACUGUGUAUUCCUCUCUGCAAUGAUUGCAUAUGGUAUCUACUUCCUCACCAAUCUACACGAUGCCAAGACAAGAGACGAGAAGAUUCUUUACACACAACUAUGCGAGGAUAUGCUCUUGGUCUUUAAAGACAUGAUGAUGAAGUUCAAACAAUCAACAGAUCUUUCUUUGUCACAAGAUGGCUGA